UAUUCAUUUUUGGGGGGGAUUUUCAACUAUUGAUAUACAUACAUAGUUCGAGCAAAAAUAGCAUGCUUCAAUGUAAAAUAUCUCCUUUGAAAAUAAUUAGAAGUAUCAAUUGAGUGAUUUUCUAGUGUAUGAUGUUGUAUUAGUUGAGUUGUGGAAUUGUGACAUCACUCCAUUUCGAGACACACAUAGUAGAUUAAACGACUCAUUUCUUUCUUAUGUUUGAUGAUCUUUCGAAAACAUCAUCUCUAUCUCCAUGAGGUAGGGGUAAGAUCUGUGUUGCGUAUAUCCUAUCCUUCCCAAACCCUACUUGUGAAAAUACACCGAGUAUAUUGUUGUCGUGUUGCUGUUUUCAUUCUCUUGAUGCCCCUUUGAAUGGGAACACAAGAAUAAUAACAAUUCUUGAUAAUAGAAUGACACAUUUACAUAGUCUAGUCAAGAAUUAUUGUCAUAUCUACAUUGAUUUCUUUAAUAAAAAUCCCACUUGACUUUGUAGUCUUCUGAUAGGAUGACACAUUCCUUAAAACAAAUUUCUGGCUCAAAUAAAGUCUGAAUGAGACAUAAUAUAUACAAAAUUUAAUAAUGUUUAACGCGUUUAUACAUAUAAUUAUACAUAAUCCAACAAAAUAUAUUCACAAGACCAAUUCCUCUAUGUUCAUAUACUUAAUCAAGAAAAAAGAACAGCUAUGAAUUGGCUUUUGAAUAUUCUCUGCAUACUGAACUUUCUAAUUUCAUGUACUAAAGCUCAACAAGAAUACUCAGGUAAUUCAGUAUUGAAUUGUGAAAACGAAAUCGGAACAAAUUACUCUUGCAAUGGAAGAAAUUCCACUUGUCAAGCAUUUCUCAUAUUCAAGGCUAGGGAUCCUUAUAAUUCAGUACCUGGAAUUGCUGCUCUCAUGUCUUCAAACAUGUCUGAGAUUGCACGUAUCAACAACGUCACGAGGCUUACAGUGUUCGCACCAGAAAAGGAGGUUAUAAUUCCAGUGGACUGCUCUUGUUCAGGUUUGUAUUAUCAAGCCAAAACCAUGUACUAUAUAUCAGCUCUUAUUGAAACAUACUUUGUGAUAGCAAAUAAUACUUAUCAAGGAUUAUCAACCUGUAAUGCAUUAGUAUGUCAAAAUGAAUACGAUGAGUUUAGUUUGAGACCUGGUCUUGAGUUGCAAGUUCCUCUCAGGUGUGCCUGUCCAACAGCAAAACAAGCUGCAAAAGGCUCAAAGUAUUUGAUGACUUAUUCAAUAAACGUUGGCGAUGACAUCCUUACAGUCGGCAAAAGAUUUAAAGUUAAUGGAAGGAACAUAAUCGAAGCAAAUGGAUUCUUGGAUGAAAAUUCUGUUUUGUAUCCUUUUACAACCAUUCUAAUUCCCCUGCCUUCUGAACCAUCAAAUUUAGAUACCGGAAAUGAGAAUUAUAGAAAACCUAUUAGGUCGUUUUCACCUCCAUCUGCAGCUAAUGCUUCAAAGGGAAAAUCAAAGAGAAAUCUUUACAUAGGUAGUGGAGUUGCAACAGGCUUUGUGGUUUCUUGGGUCAUCCUUCUUGCUUUGUUUAAGAAAAGAGAUAGCAAAUUUCCGAGGAGGUCUUCAAGUCAUGAAGAUAUCCUCGUGGAGAUCGCGAACAUAGAUCAUGUCCCUAAGGUUUUUAAGUUUAAAGAAUUGAAGCAUGCUACGCAAAACUUUGACUCCAAGAACCGGAUAAAGGGAUCUGUAUACUGGGGAGGGUUUAAAGGGGAAACCUUAGCAGUCAAAAUGGCGAUCAUGGAUGUAUCUAGAGAAGUGAACAUACUACAUAAGAUCAAUCACUUCAAUCUAAUAAAGCUUUGUGGCUAUUGUGAACAUAAAGGUUGCUUCUUUCUUGUCUUUGAAUACAUGCAAAAUGGCUCUCUCAGGGAAUGGCUGAUCAGAACCAAGUCUCAAGAUACCAUAAGCUGGAAAAAAAGGAUUCAGAUUGUGUUGGAUGUAGCUAAUGGACUUCAUUAUCUUCACAGCUUUACCAAACCAGGCUACAUCCACAAGAACAUCAACAGUAGAAACAUUCUCCUCGACAACAACAUACGAGCAAAGAUUACAAACUUCAGUGUUGCUAAAGAAACGGAUACAUCAGGCAUGAGUUGGGAGCUUGUGGGGACAACAGGUUACAUGGCUCCUGAGUACGCUGAGAGAGGGACAGUGACUUCAAAGAUGGACAUUUAUGUCUUUGGAGUUGUCCUGUUGGAAUUAGUCACCGGCAAAGAUGCUGUAAUUGUAGAGGAAAGUGGAGAAAUUCUGCUUUCUGCUGCAGUAGCUGCAAUAAUGGAAGGAGAAAAUGCAGAAAUUGAACUGGAUGGAUUCAUCAAAGCAGAUAUGAGGGAAGAUAGUGAUUUGGAAAUAGCAAUUUCGGUAGCCAACCUAAGCUUAAGAUGCUUGACUCGAGAACCAACAAAUCGUCCAAGCAUGGAAGAGACAGUAUCAUGUUUACUGAAGAUUCAAGUAAAUGUACAUAAGGCAGAAUAAACCAGUUAGAAUUAAGAAUAUGGGCAUUUUUUUUGCAUUUCUUCUAGGGCCUAGACUAAGGCCUCAUUUGUAUUUUUUAAGAUUCAGACGUCUAAAUUCCGAAUACACACCUGUAUAUUAAGUUCUAUUGACUGUUGAUGAGCCCUCGACCACCAUGUGAUACCUAUUGAACUACUGACGCUGAUCUUGAUUAUGCUCUUCAGAGCAUCAACUUUAUCAUCGAUGCCAUGACGUUCCUCGAUGCCUCA
Molecule: messenger RNA, 2731 nt
Organism: Solanum lycopersicum (tomato)
Lineage: Eukaryota; Viridiplantae; Streptophyta; Magnoliopsida; Solanales; Solanaceae
Gene: Lyk6
Product: LysM receptor-like kinase
Biological process (GO): protein phosphorylation
Molecular function (GO): protein kinase activity; ATP binding
Source: RefSeq, a predicted model, not a curated record